This is a messenger RNA of Drosophila takahashii, 1033 nucleotides long. Its product is annotated as phosducin-like protein. Lineage: Eukaryota; Metazoa; Arthropoda; Insecta; Diptera; Drosophilidae. The record is from RefSeq and is a predicted model, not a curated record. Gene Ontology annotation, biological process: regulation of G protein-coupled receptor signaling pathway.
CCUAUCGAUACCGACAGGUUAAUCAGACUAAUUAAAUUGUAAAUUAAAAGGAAAAACUCGCUUAUUACAAAUCAUGGCCACUUUGGAGGACAAGUUACUGGGCGAGAAGCUGGAGUACUACUGCAGCAGCAGCGAGGGCGAGGACAAUGGCGACGAGGGUGACGAUUCGAAGGGGGCUUCCGGGAAGUCCCGAUCCUCCGGCCUGACGGUCGACACAAAUCCGGAUGCGACUCCGGCUGGCGGCUACCGGCAGCAGCAGGGCUCCACGAACACGGGUCCCAAGGGCGUGGUCAAGGACUGGCAGCGAUUCAAGCAGCUGGAGGCGGAGCGCCGGGACGAGACGGAGCGCCAGCGUCUGGCGCUGGCCAAGAAGCUCACCAUUACCACGGCCACCUCGGCGGAGGAUGAGGAGCGCAAGCGGCAGGAGGAGCUGGACGCCGAGCUGGAUGAGCUGAUGAGCGAGGAGUUCCUGCAGCAGUACCAGAAACAGCGGAUGGCCGAGAUGCUCCGGCAGAUGGGGCACCACCAGCAGUUCGGAAAGGUGCAGCAGUUGACCAGCCACGGGGAGUUCCUGGCCUGCGUGGAGGAGGAGAACAAGCACACCACCAUCAUCAUCCACAUCUACGAACGCCAGCUGGCCGCCUGUGCCACCCUGAACAAAUGCCUGGACAGCCUGGCCAGCGACUAUCCGUCCAUCAAGUUCGCCAAGAUCUGCAGCUCUGUGGCCGGAAUGAGUCGGGAUUUCCGCACCAAGGGAUUGCCAGCGCUCCUGGUUUAUAAGGCCCAGGCGGUCAUAGGGAACUUUGUGCGGCUAACCGACGACCUCAGCGACGACUUCUUCGCCUCCGAUGUCGAGAGUUUUCUCAUCGAGCAUGGCAUUUUAGUGGACAGAGCUCUGUACAAUUAAGCUAUUGGUUAAAGCCCCAUAAACUGACAAGUAACUUAAGAGGCAUAUUUCAUGGCUGAGUAUUAAAAACCCAAAGUUUUAUACUCCAAAAUCCGAAUGUAGCGUAUAAAUUGAUACUACUAAGGA